Messenger RNA from Tachysurus fulvidraco (yellow catfish), 1098 nucleotides. RefSeq names its product interferon a3-like. The record is from RefSeq and is a predicted model, not a curated record. Lineage: Eukaryota; Metazoa; Chordata; Actinopteri; Siluriformes; Bagridae. Gene Ontology annotation, biological process: response to exogenous dsRNA; defense response. Gene Ontology annotation, molecular function: cytokine receptor binding. The transcript is spliced from 6 exons. Gene Ontology annotation, cellular component: extracellular region. Bases 131 to 721 code for a protein of 196 amino acids.
AUCAGAUCAGUAGAAUAAAUAAAUAAGGGAGUGACGUAAUGACGUAUUGAUUUAAAUGCAAUCCCGACUUUUUUUUCCCACGUGAAUCUUGUGUUUUCAGGCGUGUCAGUGGAUCUUUUUCUUCAUUUCGAUGGUGUUUCUCACCAGCUGUUUGAGGUUCUGCGCUUUCUGUUUAGCUUUCAGCAGAAUUUCCUGCGACUCCGGUGUCAAUCUCACACACAGUUUGAGCUGUGGCUUCAGCUGCCGAUGGAUGAACCUCAAAUUCAAGCAGCACCAUGAGACAUGUUUAGGACUGCUUGGAGAAAUGGGAGAGGAAAUCAGCAUCAACUCCUCCAUCCCGGAUAACUGGCAUCACUGGAUCUUUAAUCACACCCAUACUCAGCCUGAGAAGCAGAUCUGGUUCAUCGUUCAGACUCUGGACGAGGUCUCGCGGCUAUUGGAAGAGUCGGACUCUGUGUCCUGGAACAAGGAAAAGCUGGAAACUUUCUUAAAUUUGCUGGAUCAGCAGGCCAACGGACUACGCUCAUGUCUUGAUCACAAAAUGAAAAAGAACAAACGAUUGCCCUUAUACUUCAAAAGACUAAGAGAUCUCACCAAGAACGAGAAGGAGAAGAACGAGGCCUGGGAGUGGAUCAGAAAAGAGCUGCUUCAACUCUUCGGGCUGUUGGACUUUUUCCCUGCCGUCUCUGGGAAUCUCGCUGCAAACGACAAUCAAUCAUAAGCAGAAGAUGAGUGCGGUGGAAACCGGACAGCUCUGAGACCAAAUCACAGAACCGCCAGAGAAAAGCUACUGGCUGUUGUGAAAGCCUCUUAACCUCCAACUGCUCAGCUUUUACUUAAAUCAAUUUUUACUUAUUAUCUAUUUAAUUUCUAAUGAAAUUAUUUAUUUUAAAAGUAUAUGUGUGUUAAAUUAUGAAACAUCUAUCAUGCCUAAUUUCCUUAAGUAUUUCUAUUUAAAAUGUAUUUACAGAUAAAUGAUGUAUUUAUUCAUUCAUGCUUUUUUCACCUGAACUGUGAAAUUUUUGGACGAUUUAACGCUGAAAUAUCUGAAAGUUUUGAAGAUGUCAGUUCGAGAUCCUGUUACAGUUCCACUGCAAG